Messenger RNA from Penicillium brevicompactum, 1266 nucleotides. RefSeq lists its product as uncharacterized. NCBI's taxonomy places the organism in Eukaryota, Fungi, Ascomycota, Eurotiomycetes, Eurotiales, Aspergillaceae. The record is from RefSeq and is a predicted model, not a curated record. Bases 1 to 1266 code for a protein of 421 amino acids. The transcript has 3 exons.
AUGGCUGACCGUUCUCCGUUCUCCGUCCCUGCCCGCAUAUCUUCUCUGUUCCCUCCGAGUCGCCAGCACAAGUUGAAAGAGCACCAGCAAAGAUCAGUGAGCAACUCCUCAAUGUUGUCACAAAUUGCUCUAGAGUCAGUUUCCACAGUCGCGUCUGACUUUCUGGAUGCGAAGAUCUCUACUCUGGAGGAUGAAAGAAGCUACAUAGCUUGCGUCAAAGAUGGUCUCUUUGAUAUCAAAACAGCUGGUCUCAUGAGUAGUGAAGACUACCAGGGACAGAUUCAACCUGUGCUCCACAAAAUGCGAACGGCUUCUCACACUCUUACCGUUCUCAAACGGCAACGAAGGUUUAUUGAAGAAGAUCUGGACGAGGAGGUUAAGUACAUGAGAAUGGAUGAGCCAGAGGACGGAGGGCUUGUUGAGAGAGCUUAUGCAAAUACCAUUAUGGCACGGGUGAUGAGUGCGGCUGCAAAGAUUCGUCGCCAGCCAUUUGAUCAGAGAGCGUUCAAGAAAGCAGUCAUUAAGUACUACAGUCUCCCGGCGAAGAGAGAGCCUCCCGAGUCAUGCUGCCAUAUCCUUGGCUUCUCUGUCGUUGCCUCUUCAGUCAAAGCAGCUCACAUUGUACCGAAGUCGUUAAACGACGCGGAGCUUUCCCAUCUGUUUGGAGCUGAGACUAACGCAAGAUCGGAUCCACAAAAUUCAUUAUCACUAUUGAAUUCCGUGGAGUCACUUUUCGACCAGGGAACGAUUGCAGUCAUACCUACUCCAGGUCCGCUCACCUCUCCAACUACAUGGCAAUGCAUCGUGCUUGAUGAGUCAAAGUUCGAGCAGUUCGUUUGGAAAGACAGUGAUGGAAAAUCCAUCAAAGUCAAAGAUCUAGAUGGCCGUAUCCUCAAAUUCCUAAACAACAACCGCCCACGUCGCCGUUACCUUUACUUUCGGUUUGUGAUAUCUUACAUGAACGCGAAACGCUUGGAGCAGCGAGAUAUCACUCACAAAAUCGAGACUAGAAGGUUCUGGCCUUCUAACGGGGAGUAUUUAAACAAAUCAACAUUGAAAUCUCUGUCUCGGUGUGUCUCGGGCCAUGAUCUCCCAGAUCAAUUUAUCACCAACAAGACCUUCGAGGACUCACAAGGCGAGUCUCGCAGUGAGCAAGCGGCGACUAUCAUCGGGGCCGAUUUGUUGGAGUCGCGCUCUACCAAUGUUGAGGCGUUGAUUGAGAGUAUGGCGCAGCUCGAGAGAUCCGAGAUGCCUGAGGAGGAAUGA